CGGGACCAUCUGCUCCCUUCUGCCUCGGGCCUUCGCCCACCCCGCACCCGGGCUGCAGCGGCCCAGCGCCGGCCCGGAGGUCGGUUCGAAGAAGCUUGACCGCCCUGGACCGGCCGCUGCGGGGGCUGCAGGAAUUGAGCUACUCCAAACAACUCUACAAGGUAGAUAAAAACAUCGCCUCCCUUAACGCCGGCCGACUUGGACUCAGAGCGCCAUGGUCGAGGAGCGCCCCGGGGCUUGGUUCGGCUUCGGUUUCUGCGGCUUCGGGCAGGCGCUGGGCUCCGGCCGCGGGCUCCAGGUACGCAGCCCCGAGCCGCUGCGGUUGCCCGGCGCGGGCGCCGACGUCGUCCGCGUGAGCGCGAGCUGGAGCUACACCGCCUUCGUGACCCGUGGAGGCCGCGUGGAGCUGUCGGGCUCCGCGAGCGGCGCGGCGGUGGGCUGCAGGGACGCGUGGGCCUCGGAGGCGCUCCUCGCGGUGCUGCGCGCCCGGCCAGGCCCCGGGCCCGGGCUGGAGCUGCAGGCCUGGGCGCCCGGCUCGGCGCUGCACGGGGAGCCGCUGUGGGCGCAGCCGGUGGUGCCGGCGGCCCCGAGGAAAGACGGGCCUGGCGGGGAGACCGCGGCCGGAGCGCUGCCCCUGCUGCCCUGUGCCCGCGCCUACGUGAGCCUGCGGCCGCCCUUCUACCGGCCUCUGGCCGGGGAGCUGCGGGCCCGCCGGCUGGAGCUGGGGGCCGAGCACGCGCUGCUGCUGGACGGCGCGGGCCAGGUGUUCUCCUGGGGCGGGGGCCGGCACGGGCAGCUGGGCCACGGGACCCUGGAGGCGGAGCCUGAGCCCCGGGUGUUAGAGGCGCUGCAGGGCCUGCCCGUGGCCGAGGUGGCGGCAGGGGGCUGGCACUCUGUGUGUGUGAGUGAGACUGGGGAUAUUUAUGUCUGGGGCUGGAAUGAAUCAGGGCAGCUGGCCCUGCCCAGCAAGAGCCUGGCAGAGGACAGACAGACAGUCAAAAGGGAAGCCAGUGGACUGGGUGAAGGUGGUUCUGAAGGGAAGUGUGCAGGCAGGGGUGAGGACGGAGCCUCUGCCCCCUUCAUAGCCAUCCAGCCCUUCCCGGCGUUACUGGACCUGCCCCUGGGCUCAGCUGCAGUCCAGGCCAGCUGCGGAUCCCGGCACACAGCAGUGGUGACAAGAGCAGGGGAGCUGUAUACCUGGGGCUGGGGUAAAUACGGACAGCUUGGCCACGAGGACACAGCCAGCUUGGAUCGGCCCUGCCGUGUGGAAUACUUUGUGAAUAAUCAACUCCAAGUAAGGGCUGUGAGCUGUGGGCCCUGGAACACCUAUGUGUAUGUGUGGAGAAGAGAAGAGCCGACGUAGUAAACAAGGGCAUAAACAAAUAAAUGUACAGUAUAGCGAAUACUUACAAAGCGAACACCUGUGAAACUCCCUCAGGUCAAGGGAACCAAGCCCCGCCAGGCCCGCCGCUGCCCCUCCCUGGCACAGCCCUCCUGCUUCACCUUAGAGCUGCUCGCCCAGCUUUGUCCUCACGUUGGAAACACCUAGCGCGCUCUGGACAGAGGCCCAAGGCCAGCAUCCCAGACCCAGUGACAUCAGAGCCUCUCCGUGUGGGGCCGCGGCCAGGGUCGGCUCGAAGCUGCCCCGCUGCCGCCUCAUCGCAGCUCAGACUAGACCCUCCAGCACUAGCUAAGGAGAAGUGGUGAAGGCAUGCAUCCUUACUUGUUCCUGAUCUUAGAGGAGAGGCUUUUAGUCUCUCACCAGCACAGAGCCUUCCUAGAUGGUGUAUAAAAGUUGUUGCCUCGUAGUAUUAAUUUCAUUUGAUGACUGCCUAAGCAAAGUGCUAAAAACAAAGAACACCUUUCUGAAAGAAAAGGUAUAAUUUACAAACAUGAGAAACUGACAAUGCAAGACCAGUCUUAUCUACUGCUUAAAACUUCUGAGCAAUCUGUCCUGAUCAGCACAAGAUGCUUUUUUUAAGGGUGUGGUCUGGCUGGGUGACUAUUCCAUGUGCACUUGGAAAGAACAGGUCUUCUGCCAUUGCUGGGGAGUAUGUUCUGCAGUUGGGCCCAGCUGAUUAAUGACCAAACAAACCAAAAAGUGAUUUGAGAAAAAAAUGAAAACACCGUAAUAUAUCUUCCUGAAAUGUCGAUGACUUGGGUCUUUGACAUUCACUCCUCCUCCUUGCUUUCAACCGGAAUUAAGAAGUAACUGAGGACCAGGACUCCUGCUCAUAAAACAGCUGUACCUGCAACCGGUCCCAGAGCUCUCGGAUCUGAGCCCGCAGACCCUCACACACGGCUUCAUUUUGUGAUUUUCGCAUUUCCAGCUGUAGCAAGGAGAGCCGAUGGUUACAGCAAAGACAGCACAGAGGUGUUUAGCUCUCUGACCUCCCACUAAAUGUCUGGACCCAAAUGGAAAAGAAGCACUUUUACCAGAUUGUGAAGAGUUCCACCUGAGUGCGCAAAUCCUUUUCUAGUUGCAAGAUGGUCGUCUCUCCUUCUUCCUGCUUAAGAAAAUGUUAUAAGGAUCCAAGUGCAUUUCUUGAAGAGAAGGGCAGUGGAAGAGGCUCCUGACCUAGGCUGGAUCACAACACAGCACCCCCUCGGCUCGGGACCGCAGUAGCUGGGGCAUGCUCAGAACCUGACUGCACUCUCCUAAUCCUCCCGCUGCUGACGCAUUUCUUCUCAAGUACCAUUUUGGCUGGUUUGGUGACAUGCAAUCUCUUGGUAUGGGAAACCCCACAAAGGCAGGUUUUUGGUAACUUUUCCCUUGUAUCACUAGUCACUUCUGCUCCCUCAGUAGCUCUUUUCAUUUUCUUUCAAAGAGAGACAGCAUAGUUCCAUCUGUGCUUAGCACUGCUUCAGAGUUAAAAAAAUGUUUUAUACGUUCUGUAAACUGACAGCAAGAGGACGCUUGUCUUUGAUCAAAGCACUGCAACACAUAUUAGCUGCUUCACCUCUCAACAGGGCAGCUCUACACAGUGAGAAUUACUUUGCUAGAACUGAUUAGAUAGACAGCAUGUCUCCCCCACUUCUCAUGUCCAAUACCACUCCUACCCUACAAGGAACCUUCUGUCUGCAGCCCCAAAUCCAAUCUUUCUCAAGUCUCAGACUCAGGCAGGGUCUUGAGACCCCCACCAUGUACCUGAAAUGGCUUGACAUGUAACUCGCUGCAGAGGGUAUUCAACUCCUUUUGACAGGAGGAUAUGCUUUUGAUGAGUCUUUCCUUCAGGCUCUCCUCUUCAGCAAUCAUCAUAUCCAGGAGGUCCUACCAAAAAGAAAACCGUUACAUAAAAGUUUGGGGCCAACGGGCAAAAAACCCAAUUGACAAUGCCAAUACCAUGCUAAUUUCAAACUUUCAGGAAAGGACUUAAAAUCAGGAAAAGCCUGUGACACCCCAGUGUCACUUCUCCAUGUUACCCCUGUCCCACUGCAAGGAGUUCAGCACUACACAGCUCACCUUGAUAUGCUUCUUUACAACCUCAGUUCUCUGUAACCGCUGGUCCUCUGGAAUCCCAAUUAAUUCCCAUAUUUCCCGAAGGUGGGUCAGGGCUUUUUGGAGACAUACUAUGGACUCCUCUGCCAACACCGCACUGAAAAGCAAAAGAAAAGCCAGUUACACAUGCCUGUGCCUCCAGACUAAAAGCAGUGUUUACAAGAACUAAAUUAGUUUCUCAGUAGCUCCAAGGCUAAAGCAAAUUGAAAACAAGCAUUCAGGGAGCCAAGAUGGCGGCAUGAGUAGAGCAGCAGAAAUCUCCCAAAACCACAUAUAUUUUUGAAAAUACAACAAAGACAACUCUUCCUAAGAGAGAGACCAGAAGACACAGGACAACAUCCAGACCACAUCCACACCUGCGAGAACCCAGCGCCUCGCAAAGGGGGUGAGAUACAAGCCCCGGCCCCGCGGGAGCCGAGCGCCCCUCCCCCCAGCUCCCGGCGGGAGACGGAGCCCAGGACUGCCGAACACCCAGCCCCGCCAUCCGGGCCAGAGCGCAGACACAGUGCAUGCGUGGGGUGCUGGAUACUAGGGAAACAGGGCAGCAAGACCGGUGAGCGGGUUCCUGCAACCGGCGCCCCGGGGACAAAGAAAAGCGAGUGCUUUUUGGAAGUCUUAAAGGGACAGGGACCCCACAGCCGGACAGAAGCGUCCUGGGACACUUAGUCCAGCAGCAGGGAACUCCGGGCACCCUAAACCCCUGGAUAGCAGGGCAGCCCAGAGGCCCCUCAUGGAGAUAAACAGCCUCCCGGCUGUUCCCCCUCCAAUGCGGCUCCACCAUAUUGGAGUAGCGGCCCGAGGCAGGCCACGCCCACAGCAACAGCGGAGAUAAACUCCAUAGCAGCCGGGCAGGAAGCAGAAGCCCCGUCUGCGCGCAGCUGCCCAGCACAAGCCACUAGAGGUCGCUGUUCUCCCAGGAGAGGAGGGCCACAAACCAACAAGAAGGGAAGUCCUUCCAGCAGUCACUCGUCCCAGCUCUGCAAACUAUUCCUAUCACCAUGAAAAGGCAAAGCUACAGGCAGACAAAGAUCACAGAGACAACACCAGAGAAGGAGACAGACCUAACCAGUCUUCCUGACAAAGAAUUCAAAAUAAGAAUCAUAAACAUGCUGACAGAGAUGCAGAGAAAUACGCAAGAGAAAUGGGAUGAAGUCCGGAGGGAGAUCACAGAUGCCAGAAAGGAGAUCGCAGAAAUGAAACAAACUCUGGAAGGGUUUAUAAGCAGAAUGGAUAGAAUGCAGGAGGCCAUUGAUGGAAUUGAAAUCAGAGAACAGGAACGCAUGGAAGCUGACAUAGAGAGAGAGAAAAGGAUCUCCAGGAAUGAAACAAUAUUAAGAGAACUGUGUGACCAAUCCAAAAGGAACAAUAUCCGUAUUAUAGGGGUCCCAGAAGAAGAAGAGAGAGAAAAAGGGAUAGAAAGUGUCUUUGAAGAAAUAAUUGCUGAAAACUUCCCCAAACUGGGGGAGGAAAUAAUCGAACAGACCACGGAAAUACACAGAACUCCCAACAGAAAGGACCCAAGGAGGACAACACCAAGACACAUAAUAAUUAAAAUGGCAAAGAUCAAGGACAAGGAAAGAGUUUUAAAGGCAGCUAGAGAGAAAAAGUUCACCUAUAAAGGAAAACCCAUCAGGCUAUCAUCAGACUUCUCAACAGAAACCUUACAGGCCAGAAGAGAGUGACAUGAUAUAUUUAAUGUAAUGAAACAGAAGGGCCUUGAACCAAGGAUACUGUAUCCAGCACGAUUAUCAUUUAAAUAUGAAGGAGGGAUUAAACAAUUCCCAGACAAACAAAAGUUGAGGGAAUUUGCCUCCCACAAACCACCUCUACAGGGUAUUCUAAAGGGACUAUUCUACACAGGAGCACUCCUAAAACUAAACAGAUGUCACCAGAGAAAAUAAAAUCACAGCAAAGAAAGCAGACCAACCAAAUACUAACUAAAGGCAAAAAAUAAAAUCAACUACCCACUAAAAGCAGUUAAAGGAAACAUGAAAGAGCACAGAAUAAAACAACCAACAUAUUAAGAAUGGAGGAGGAAAGGGGAUCAACAGAGGUGAGGCUUAGAACCUCACCCCCCCGUUCUGAGAGAAAUCUUCUGCAUACGUGGAUGUUUUAUUGCCCUUGUCUAGCUUGGAUUAACACAUAGUCUACAGGCACACACCUGAUCAUCUACAUUUGCUCUCUUACAACACUAAACUGUUUUCUACCUUUAUCUUGUAUCUACCUACCACUUCAGCAUUUUAUUAAAAAUAAUAAUAAUAAAGAGAGAAAUGUGGUAUCCACAUAUAAAUCAAGUAUAAAAACCAAAUGAGUAUUCAUAUUUGAACUGUUUAUAGUUUAUAAUGCAUGAGCAAAACCGAAAGUUUCUGUGAUGACUGCCCUUGUACUGUUCACUAUGUAACUUAUUCAUUAUGUAAGAAUUUGUUCUCCAUGUAAGAACUUGUUUGUUAUGCCUCAGAAGAUUGGAGACUGACGAAAAUUAGGCUUGGGGUGGAUUAAUGAUUGUGCAUUGAGCAUUGACUCCCCUAUACAGAAUUAUAUUAUUGUCGUUAACAACCAUUUGAUCAAUAAAUAUGAGAGAUGCCCUCACAAAAAAAAAAAAAAAAAAAGGACAGACUUCCAAUGGUAAAAUAAAUAAGUAACCGGGAUGUAAUGUAUAGCAUAAGGAAUAUAGUCAAGAUAUUGUAACAGCUUGGUAGGGUGAUAGCUGGAACCUAGAAUUAUGUAUAUAAAUGUUUUAUCACUGUGUUGUACACUUGAAACUAAUGUAAUGUAAUACUGUGCGUCAACUACCCUUCAAUAAAAAAUAAUUAUCUAAAAAAAAAAAAAAGAAUGGAGGAGGAGGAAUAAGAAGGGAGAGAAGAAAAGAAUCUCCAGACAGUGUAUAUAACAGCUCAAUAAGUGAGCUAAGUUAGGCAAUAAGAUACUAAAGAAGCUAACCUUGGACCUUUGGUAACCACGAAUUUAAAGCCUGCAAUGGCAAUAAGUACAUACCUUUCAAUAGUCACCCUAAAUGUUAAUGGGCUGAAUGCACCAAUUAAAAGACACAGAGUAACAGAAUGGAUAAAAAAGCAAGAUCCAUCUAUAUGCUGCUUACAAGAAACUCACCUCAAACCCAAAGACAUGCACAGACUAAAAGUCAAGGGAUGGAAAAACAUAUUUCAGGCAAACAACAGAGAGAAGAAAGCAGGGGUUGCAGUACUAGUAUCAGACAAAAUAGACUUCAAAACAAAGAAAGUAACAAGAGAUAAAGAAGGACACUCGAUAAUGAAAAUAAGCAUUCAGCUUUAACCAUUACUCUUCCCCCAAAUACCACAACACUGGCAAAGCAAAAUUCAGCAUCAUAUUACAUCAUAAAAAUGCAAUUUUCUGAAUACUUAGAAUCUGGACUUUCAACAAUUUUAUCUAUGGCAGAAAAAGUAUAAAUGCUUUUAUAAGGUAAAACUGGCCACCAUCAAUAAAAUAAACUCCCACCUAACAUAAAGAGCUUACUGGUGGGAAGCUCCUAUAAAAUAGCUGGCAAUUUAUCACAAUUUUGUUGUUGUUCUUAAAUUACAACUACUAACUUACAGAAUGGCUAAAAUUAAAAAGACAAACUGCAAGUGUUGGUGAGGGUAUAGAAAAACCAGUACUUUCAUAUAUUACUGGGCUGGAGUGUAAACUGGCACGCCACUUUAAAAACUGUUGGCAGGAUCUACUAAACCCCAGCCCAGCAGUUUCACUUCUACACAGGUCCCCGGCAGAAAGGCACACUUCUGCACCAAAGACAUGUAGAUGACAUAAUCAGGAGAAUGAUUAGAGCACCACUCAUGAUAGCAUAAAAGUAGAAAGGACCUAGACGUCCAUCAACAGAAUGGAUUAAGUCGUACAUUCUUAUAAUUGUAAUAAUAAAGCAAUGAAUACUCAUGGAUAAAAAACCUCAGAAAUGUGAACUAUCCUAAGUGAGAGAGAUCAAACAAAGACCACAUACUAUGUGAUCCCAUUUUAUGAAAUUCUAGAAAAGGCAAACUACAGUGAAAGAAAGCAAAUUAGUUGCUUGGGCUCAGGGCAGGGGAUCAACAGGAAAAGGACUCAAGAAAACUUCUUUUUAGAGUGAUGGAAUGGUUCCAGAUAUUGAUGUAUACAUAUGUGUAUACAAUGACUGAAAUUCAAAUUGUACAUCUAAGUCAGUUUUACUCUAUGUAAAUUAUACUUCAAACUUAAAAGAAAAAAAAAGGAAGGUAAAA
Manis pentadactyla (Chinese pangolin) is the source of this 7725-nucleotide messenger RNA. RefSeq names its product RCC1 domain containing 1 (gene RCCD1). The transcript is spliced from 17 exons. Bases 215 to 1363 code for a protein of 382 amino acids. Lineage: Eukaryota; Metazoa; Chordata; Mammalia; Pholidota; Manidae. The record is from RefSeq and is a predicted model, not a curated record.